AUGCUGGCAUUUGUCAAGCGCGCGCACUCCGUGCUGAAGUUGCUGGGCAAGAACAAAGGGCGGCUGGUCCCAUACUUUGAAUCAGAAGACUGGAUCCGGAGGAGUAAUAUGAUGUUGCGUGCGCCAACGAAUGUUGACAUCGGAGAGACCUACGUAGCCGACGAGCAGGUGCUUUGCGACUGCCUCAGCCACUUGCUGGCGGACCAGAGAGGCUGGCUUUGGAUGGCGGACCUCAAGCGCCUCUUCCGUGAAAGGUUUAGGGCCGAGAUGAGUGAGACGGCUUUCGGGUGCGUCUCCAUGACCGAGCUGUUGUCGCAGCCGUUCAUUCUCGCCCGGUUCAAUUUUCACAAAGACGACCGUGGCUGUGGAUACCUUUGCUUCCGUCGACGAAGGCGACUAGCUAAGAGAGAAUCCGUCGCCUCCAUCCGCACUCUGAAGGACAGCAUGAUCACCCUCGAUCAGCAGCCGGCCGUGGCGAACCAUUUCCCUGCGGGCUCAAUCUUGUCGUCAUGCUCAAACGCCACUGCUGCACUUGAUGAAGCUGCGGGCAAGCAGCUUGAGACACUUUCUUGGCAGGGGUUGCGGACACUCUCUCCCAUGUACGUUCCCGCAAGUCACAUUCAGACUCCGCAACGGGUGGAAGCGUCGCCAUGCGGUUCUCCCAGCAAAGAUGCAGUGCCUAAUCUCCUGGCGGAGAGCGUGCAUGGAAGGCCUCAGGAAGCAAGCGAAGCCAGAGAUGAUGCGGAGAAUGAUGUGGAGAACGCGGAAGCACUUGUCACGGAUGUUCGGGGAAUCUCGCCCUUGCCACCCUGGUGCUCGGUGAAGCAUACCUUCAUCAAUUGCGAUGGAGUUCGAAACGACUGCUCUCUGACGUCGCGCUCUCACUCGGCCCCCUCACGUUCUGAUGAUGUGGCUCGUGACGUAGGGCACUGGACGAAAUUCGACUAG
Molecule: messenger RNA, 948 nt
Organism: Symbiodinium natans
Lineage: Eukaryota; Dinophyceae; Suessiales; Symbiodiniaceae
Source: the annotation of a GenBank genome assembly